Folsomia candida is the source of this 2428-nucleotide messenger RNA. RefSeq names its product zinc finger protein 25. Bases 178 to 2043 code for a protein of 621 amino acids. The record is from RefSeq and is a predicted model, not a curated record. Lineage: Eukaryota; Metazoa; Arthropoda; Collembola; Entomobryomorpha; Isotomidae. The transcript has 7 exons.
CAGAAAUCUCAAAGGUCGUUGCCUCUCUCCUGUCAUUUGUUUGGGUUUUUUUAGUGUUGAGUAAUUUUUGCCAGUUUUUCAUUGCCGAUUGUCUUGUAGAGUUUCAAAGUUUUUGGAAAUUAUAAUUUCUAAGUUCUACCGAAAUCUCGGCGUUUAUAGGCCAAGGACGAACGGAGGAUGGAAGUUAUCAUGGACUUGUCUACCUCCGAUUCGAACGCUUCAGUAUCUACGAUCAAUCUUGAUAGUAGUCUAGUCGCAGAAAUUGGUAGUGGUGACGAGUCGGACAUGGACCAAGAAGAAGACGGUCAUCAAAAUACUUCUCCGACAAUAAUUCUACCAAGCGAUGAUGACGACGACAAUAACGAGGCACAUUCUUCUUUGCGUGGAAAAUUAAAUCGUGGCAAUGUAGCGGCUAUGCAUAAAGCUGUACCUUUACCUAUUCGUCCUUCUGUCGAAUCAAUUCGUCGAAAAUGCAUUGUAUGCCUGGUCCCAAAACCUGAGACUGAAGACGUGUUUAUUGGUCGAUAUGUUCGUAAAGAGAUUUAUAUUUUGCUCGAACAUCUUCAAGCCCCGCUUCGUGGAAAUGGCCUUGACACAGGACUAUGCUACGAUUGCAUGAAUGAGCUGCAACGGUGGCACAUGUUUCACCAGACGCGAAAGACAUUUCUUGAUAAGAAUCCACCUGAGGUCUUUCAGCUUGUGGAAUUCCCUCCUUCUACAACACUUUAUGAACGAACAAACGAAGGAAUACCAGUUCCGAUAAUUAAAACAACAAUCCCAGUAAUCAAGGCAAAUCCGGUUUCGUACACUGAACGGAAAAUGAACCAAAUAUGUAAUAUAUACGAAAAAUCAGGACAUCAAGAUUGCAUUGUUCGAGCAUGGACAGUGGAGGAUUUGGAAUAUCUAGCUUAUCAUAUUCAUCAUGCAGAGUCUUUCAAUUCACCAGCAAUCGCUAAGUUGAAGUUGUAUUUCACAGAUGUUAAAAUUUUAUUGAAGGUCUAUUGCAUCACUUGCAAGCAACACAUUUCUGGUGGGAAAGCAAAAUAUGAAGAACAUGCGACGACCUAUCACGGUGAGAAUCCUGUACGGUUUCCUUGCGAUAUCUGUGGAGCUUGCCUCCCGGACAACGAUUCAAGUGGGGCAAACAAUUUUUUUGAACAUUGGCUCAGACAUUUUUACUUUUACAGCUGCACCGAGUGUGAAGCCAUACUCCAAUCACAUGGUCGUUUUCUUCGGCACAUGGAGAAUGUACACAAGAAACCUGAUCAACCAAUUUUAGAAUCUGGUGGUCCAGGUAUACAUUUCGAGCCGGAACCAAUGCCAUCAAUUAAAUUGGGGGAUGACGAGGAGGACCCUGAGGACGACCGUAUCGUAUCUGGUCAACACAAUGCAAUUAAGAGGAAGAAAAUGGAACAGAAGAAAAAAAUGCCAUAUAUAAUUUGCAAACAUUGUAAUAAACGGAUCCAACGACCGUUCUAUAAAUUCCACACAAAAAAUUGUCCCGUAAAGACUAGGAGAAUGGAAGAUGCUUCAAAGAGCAAAAAGGUUCUGAAACGUGCAGGCCCAAGCGCAGCGACUGCUUCCGCCAAUCCCCAACCUGCAAACGUGGAGAAUAAUAAUGCUACUACAUCUGGUACGGCUAGCUUGAAACAAUAUCCAUGCAAACUAUGCGGACGUGUUUUCAGUUUUCAGCAUUUCCUCCAAGAUCACAUCAAUUUUGUCCAUCUGAACAUUAAAAAUUACAAUUGUGGAGUUUGUGGCAUGUCAUUUAUCAGCAACUGCCAUUUAAAAUCUCAUGAAAAAACAAAACAUAACAAACCACAAACAUCACAAGCGACGAGUUUCGAUUGCGACAAAUGCCAGAAGAAAUACUUUGACGAAGGGUCACUGCAAGCUCAUCAUUGCGUCACGGGAGAUGGACCAAAAUCGAAGCACUUUAAAUGCGAAUAUUGCUCUAGAGUUUUUCCCCUGAAAGGCCAACUGAAUCGACAUAAAAUAAAUGAUCAUGGAAUAGAUAGACGGUUUAACCAAAUUAUUCAGUAAUCAGUACCUGUCUUCCACUGGUACCUACACCCACGGUCACAAGGAUUCAAAAUUCUGGAGGUUUAACAUAAUUCUUAAUGGAAUUUACACAAAUUAUAAUUUCUGUUUCUCUCGGUAAUUAAUAGGUUUAAAGAUGAAUUGAGUUAACAGUUUUGUUAUUAUUACCACAAGUAUUAGACAAAAUUAAUUGUUUAUCUACACCUACCUACCCACCUACUUUAGCAUGUUUAUUGAAUGGUUGCCGUUUUUAUAUUCCCUAUUUGCCUGAAGUUAUGCAAUUAGUGCAAGAUUAUAUUUUAUAGUACUCGGAUAGCAUUAUAUAUUGAUUCUCCAAACGCAUUGUUAAACUAUGAACUACAAUAAAUGUAACUGAAAAAUAGCAAAC